This is a messenger RNA of Chinchilla lanigera (long-tailed chinchilla), 1258 nucleotides long. RefSeq names its product acidic (leucine-rich) nuclear phosphoprotein 32 family, member B (gene Anp32b). Gene Ontology annotation, cellular component: nucleus. Gene Ontology annotation, molecular function: histone binding. The record is from RefSeq and is a predicted model, not a curated record. The transcript has 7 exons. Lineage: Eukaryota; Metazoa; Chordata; Mammalia; Rodentia; Chinchillidae. Gene Ontology annotation, biological process: regulation of apoptotic process. Bases 16 to 867 code for a protein of 283 amino acids.
CCUGGCUUUGUCAGCAUGAUUGUGGUCACAGCGUUGUUUGGCGACUUCUUACCUAGCCAGCCCUUAAAGCUGCACCGUCAUCUCCCAGUGCCAUCCAGCCUGUGGAGCUCACUGGGACCCGUGGGCAAACGGGGUCCAGACAAGGUUCGAGAACUUGUCUUGGACAAUUGCAAAUCAAAUGAUGGAAAAAUUGAGGGCUUAACAGCUGAAUUUGCAAACUUGGAGUUCCUCAGUUUAAUAAAUGUAUGCUUGCUUUCAGUUUCAAAUCUCCCUACGCUACCUAAAUUGAAAAAGCUUGAGCUCAGUGACAAUAGAAUCUUCGGAGGUCUGGACAUGUUAGCAGAAAAACUUCCAAGUCUCACACAUCUAAACUUAAGUGGAAAUAAACUGAAAGAUAUCAGCACCUUGGAACCUUUGAAAAAAUUGGAUUGUCUGAAAAGCCUGGAUCUGUUUAAUUGUGAGGUCACCAACCUGAAUGACUACCGAGAGAGUGUCUUCAAGCUCUUGCCUCAGCUAAGCUACCUGGAUGGGUAUGACAGAGAGGACCGGGAAGCCCCAGAUUCAGAUGCAGAAGUGGAUGGUGUAGAUGAAGAGGAGGAGGAUGAAGAAGGAGAAGAUGAGGAGGACGAGGAAGAUGAGGAUGGUGAGGAGGAAGACUUCGAUGAAGAAGAGGAUGAGGAUGAAGAUGAAGAUGUAGAAGGGGACGAGGAUGAAGAUGAAGUCAGUGAGGAAGAAGAAUUUGGACAUGAUGGAGAAAUUGAUGAAGAUGAAGAGGAUGAGGAUGAAGAUGAGGAUGAAGAGGAGGAAGAAAGCGGAAAAGGUGAAAAGAGGAAGAGAGAAACAGAUGAUGAAGGAGAAGAUGAUUAAGACCCAGAUAACUUGCAAAAACAGAACUGUUCAGUAUUGGUUGGACUGCUCAUGGAUUUGGUAGCUGUUUAAAAAAAAAAAAAAAGUAGCUGUGAUACAAACCCCAGGACACCCACCUACCCAAAGAGCCAAAGAAUAGUUCCUGUGACAUUCCACCUUCCUCCAUUUAGUCCCUCUUGGUAAUCCACCACCAAGCUUGGGUACUUUUCCCCAGCAAAAUUGUAAGCGUUGUUAGGUUUUUGUGUAAGACUUGCUGUUGCAUGGCUAGCUGUGAUUGGUGAGUCAACCAUCUAUGGCUACCAGUUACACUGAGAUUGUAACAGCAUUUUUACUUUCUGUACAACAAAAAAAGCUUUGUAAAUAAAAUCUUAACAUUUUGGGUCUGUUUUUC